This is a messenger RNA of Gadus chalcogrammus (walleye pollock), 2669 nucleotides long. RefSeq names its product E3 ubiquitin-protein ligase TRIM8-like. NCBI's taxonomy places the organism in Eukaryota, Metazoa, Chordata, Actinopteri, Gadiformes, Gadidae. The transcript is spliced from 7 exons. The coding region runs from base 948 to 2669 and encodes 573 amino acids. The record is from RefSeq and is a predicted model, not a curated record.
UUUCCCCGGUAGAGUUUGCUCUCAUCGUUCCCUUGCCCGUCCCUCUCGGACUCCUCCCCCUUUAGCUAGCCACUCUGACGGGUCACGUGGUCACGUUAUCCGAGGCAGGGGCAGUCAGUGUGUGUGUGUGUGUAUAUGUGUGUGAGUGUGUCUCUGUGUGUGUCGGUGUGUGUGUGUGUGUGUGUGUGUGUGUGUGUGUGUGUGUGUGUGUGUGUGUGUGUGUGUGUGUGUGUGUGUGUGUGUGUGUGUGUGAGUGAGAGAGAGAGAGAGCUCAAGGCUCGCGAGUUGUGUUUCUACGUCGCCCUAACCUAUAAAUACAGUCGAGGAAUUCAAGGGGAAUCACGGCUGCCUAACCAACACCGAAAAGGGGAUUUAAUUAUACAUUAGUGAACUACCGGAUAGCCCGCUGAAAACGCGAGGGCUGGGAGGUUUCUCCUAUUUAAGGCUGACGGCGAAGCGCUGAGAUAUCUGUUCGCGGACUAUGCUGCUAUAGGUGCACCGGAGGCUGCGGACGACAUGGAGAAUAAAUAGUUGGUAACGUUGCUUUUUAUUCACAAAAACAAAUGUCAAGUGGCUGAUAACAAAGCCCGGAUGUGUUAUUAACCACGGUCCACGGUGUAAUCGCAGCGUAAUCGCUAUGUAGGUGAUGAGAUAUCGAGUGAGUACGCCAGUGUUAUCCCGGAGCAAGUUGUCGCUUGGUUUUUAAAUGAACCCCUCGUAGGAAUGAGUCUCGCUUAAUGCCUCGCCUUUGAUUUUUUAAAACGGGAUGAAUUUGUGAUCAGUGACCCGCCUCCACCACCACUUUUGGUUAAUCGCGAAACACAGUCCGAAUCAAUUACCCAGGAGGAAUUUCCGUCACCUGUCUUCACGGCAGAAAGCUUCCUGUAGGAAAAAAAACAAAACUCAAGCGAGGUGCAAGACACAGGACAGGUAUCAAAUCCCGCAUCAUGGAUGAGGACUGGAAAAACUGCUUCGAGGAAGAACUUUUGUGUCCCAUUUGCCUCAACGUAUUCGACGAGCCCAUUCAACUGCCGUGCAAGCACAACUUCUGCCAUGGCUGCAUAUCGGAGGCCUGGGCGAAGGACGCGGCGGCCGUGCGCUGCCCCGAGUGCAACCACGACUACAGCCAGAAGCCCGCGCUCGAGAAGAACAUCAAACUCGCCAACAUCGUGGAGCGGUUCAACGCGCUGAACACGGAGAAAGCCCCCGUAAUUCUCCACUGUAUCCUCUGUCGGAGAGGCCCCCCGCUCCCGGUACAGAAGGUCUGCCUCCGCUGCAAGGAGCCGUGCUGCCAGUCGCACAUCCAAACCCACCUGCAGCAGCCCUGCCCCGGCCCGGGGCACCUGUUGGUGGACGUGGAGGAGCUCCGGGCGUGGAGCUGCCCCCGCCACGAGGAGUACAGGCUGUUCCACUGCGAGGACGAGCAGGUGGCCGUGUGUCAGUUCUGCUGUAUCUCCCACUGCGCGGGCCAGAGGCACUCUGUCUGCGACGUGGACACGCAGCGCACGCACAUGCAGGGCCGUCUGAUGAGGCAGCAGGAGCGACUGGACGGCCGUGUUCAGAACAUCGAUGAGCAGCUCAGCAAACUGGAGUCGGACAAGACGCUGGUGAAGGACGCGGUGAGUGAGCUCAAGGAGCGUGUCAAAGUCCAGUACCGGCGAAUGCAGGCGCUGCUGGAGGAGGACCUGAGUGAGACCAUGCAGCUGCUGGACAAUGCCCACAGCGCGUACCGCCACAAGAACUCCCAGCAGGCCCAGCAGCUCAAAGAGAAGCGGCAGGAGGCGGACAAACUCAAGAGCUCGGCACAGCUGGUCUACCACAAGGCGGAGAACAUCAGCUUCAUGAAGAACACGAAGCCGUACCAGCUGUUAAUGGACAGGUCAACGUGGUACCUGGACAGCGCCCUGCCCCCCCAGAGAGUGGGCCAGCUCACCUCCCACCUGCUGCUCUCUGAGAUCACCAAGAGGGAGCACAGUCUGCGGAAGGUGCUCAGCGAACCGGUGAGCGGUUCGUCCGUUCUGCAGUGCGUCUCGUCCCCGAGGGGCGGGGCCUCCUCCUCCUCCUCCCUGGAGAAGAGGAAGCACGCGUCGGCCUUCCCCGAGGGCCAGCACCCGGGCCCCUCCGGCCCCCAGGACCCCCCGCUGGUGGGCUCCGGCGGCAAGAGGGCCUUCCUGGGGGACCCCCCCCACCACCAGGGCCUGCGGGGCCCGUCCACCCUCUACCCCCCCGAGGGCCUGGCCUCCCAGCCCCCCCACCCGGGCCCGGGCCCCAGCGUCAGGGCCCCGGACGGCUCCGCCCAGCAGCAGCAGCACCUGGGGGCCGCGGCCCACCCGCUGGGCUCCAUGUUCCCCCAGGGCCCCUACCCCGGAGGGGCGGGCCCCCAGCAGCAGAACGGGCUGCCGCAGUACGGCCGCAAGAUCCUGGUGUGCUCCCUGGAUAACUGCUGCUGCUCCCGCGUGCCCCCCCCGCGCGGCCGGCCCCCCUACCCGCCCUCGGACCCCUACCCCUGGAUGGGCUCUCAGGAGUUCCCCCCCCAGCCCCCCCUGGCCCCCGGCCAGCCCCUGCAGGGUCUCUCCAUGCGGGACUGGAUGGACACGUCCCAGGCCCCCCGACACCCAGACUUCUACGGGCUGUACGGGCAGAGCGCCAAGCACUACGUCACCAGCUAG